AUGGAUAGGUACGAGAGUUUGAAAGACUUGGGAUCAGGGAAUUUUGGUGUGGCUAAGCUUGUGAAAGAUAAAUGGACUGGUGAGCUCUUUGCUGUCAAGUACAUCGAAAGGGGCAAGAAGAUUGAUGAGCAUGUUCAAAGGGAGAUUUUGAACCACAGAGCCUUAAAACAUCCCAACAUUAUUAGAUUCAAGGAGGCCUUGUUAACACCAACUCAUCUAGCCAUAGUGAUGGAGUAUGCAGCCGGAGGAGAGCUUUUCGAACGAAUAUGCAAUGCUGGUAGAUUCAGCGAAGAUGAGGCAAGGUUUUUCUUCCAACAGCUAAUAUCAGGAGUUAGUUACUGCCAUUCCAUGCAAAUUUGCCACCGUGACCUAAAGCUCGAAAACACAUUGUUAGACGGGAGCUCAGCACCUCGACUCAAAAUUUGUGACUUUGGCUACUCUAAGUCCUCCGUGUUGCAUUCUCAACCAAAAUCAACUGUAGGCACACCGGCCUAUAUUGCACCAGAAGUCUUAUCAAGAAAAGAGUACGACGGAAAGAUUGCAGAUGUUUGGUCGUGUGGGGUUACAUUAUAUGUGAUGUUAGUUGGUGCUUAUCCUUUCGAAGAUCCUGAUGAUCCAAGAAAUUUCAGGAAAACAAUUAAUAGAAUACUUAGUGUACAUUAUUCAAUCCCUGACUACGUCAGAGUCUCCAAGGAAUGCAAACAUCUAUUAUCUCAAAUUUUCGUCGCUGGCCCUGAAAAGAGAAUAAGUAUUCCAGAAAUUAAAAAGCACCCAUGGUUCUUAAAGAACUUGCCGGUCGAGUUUAUGGAAGGAGAAGAAGCUAUACAAAUGAAAAAUACAAAUGAUUAUCCUGCUCAAACAGUUGAAGAAGCAUUGGCUAUAAUUCAAGAGGCUAGAAAACCAGCAGAGGGGCCUAAAGCUGGGGGAGGCAUUUUUGUUGCUGGAAGUAUGGAUCUUGAUGAUAUAGAUACUGAUGCAGAUAUAGAAGAAGAUAUAGAGACAAGUGGGGAUUUUGUUUGUGCAUUAUGA
This is a messenger RNA of Fraxinus pennsylvanica, 1029 nucleotides long. The record is from the annotation of a GenBank genome assembly. NCBI's taxonomy places the organism in Eukaryota, Viridiplantae, Streptophyta, Magnoliopsida, Lamiales, Oleaceae.